This is a messenger RNA of Arabidopsis lyrata subsp. lyrata, 875 nucleotides long. RefSeq names its product CASP-like protein 3A1. The coding region runs from base 82 to 720 and encodes 212 amino acids. The record is from RefSeq and is a predicted model, not a curated record. The transcript is spliced from 2 exons. Lineage: Eukaryota; Viridiplantae; Streptophyta; Magnoliopsida; Brassicales; Brassicaceae.
AAUGACUAGCCACGUGCCUAGCAUGUUGUGUUUAUAUAUCCCGUCUUUGGCUGGCGUGUAAAAUUACGUUACAAACUCACAAUGGCGAAAGCAGCAGAGCAGAAACAAAACUCGACCGUUGUGAUUGAAGAAACGAAGCUUGAUAUCCGCGACGUGGUCAACACAACCACCACUUACGGCGAGGAUAACGGUCACGGAGGCGGGAGACGUAAUGACGUGGCAAUGGUUGUGCUAAGAGCCAUGUGCAUGGCCGUAUCCGCUGUGGCUGUCUCGUUGAUGGUGACAGCCCGUGAGACUAGCAUGACCACUCUCUACGGUUUCGAGUUUCAGCUCCACGCCGUUUGGUCUCUCUCAGAUUCUCUUAUAUAUCUAGUGGUGGUUUCAUCGGCGACGGUUCUUUACUCGUUGAUCCAACUAAUUAUAAGUGGAACAAGACUAAUGAGAAAAUUCCCGGUGAUUCCGACAAGAACACAAGCAUGGUUUUGCUUCGUUGCAGAUCAGAUAAUAGGAUACGCAAUGGUGAGUGGUGGAUCAGCUGCUUUAGGAGUGACGAAUAUGAACAGAACAGGAAUCAGGCACAUGCCUCUUCCAAAUUUCUGCAAAUCUCUUGGUUUCUUCUGUGACCAUCUCGCUGUCUCCGUCGUUUUUGCUUUGAUCGCGUUUCUCCUUCUCGCCGCUUCUUCUUUUCUCGACGUUCUCAGUCUCUCACGCGACCGCUAAAACAAUAAUUACUGUUUUACCCUCUCGUACUCUUUUUGUUUCCGAUGUCGUCUGAUGUUUUUCAUCAUUACAAUAAUCAUUUACGUUAUGGAUGGUUUUUGGAAUUGUUUGUUUCAAUCGAUGUUUUCGAAUUCCAAAGUUUUGAAUUUUGUUGA